Girardinichthys multiradiatus is the source of this 3579-nucleotide messenger RNA. RefSeq names its product ankyrin repeat and SOCS box containing 7 (gene asb7). The coding region runs from base 270 to 1265 and encodes 331 amino acids. Gene Ontology annotation, molecular function: protein binding. Gene Ontology annotation, cellular component: nucleus. The transcript is spliced from 5 exons. Gene Ontology annotation, biological process: regulation of gene expression; intracellular signal transduction. Lineage: Eukaryota; Metazoa; Chordata; Actinopteri; Cyprinodontiformes; Goodeidae. The record is from RefSeq and is a predicted model, not a curated record.
UGUUAGGUUGUUUUUCCUAGUGAGGUCACACUGUUGUCACAGAGAUUGUAGUUUAAGCAUUUUUGACAGCAAAAUGAACUUUGACGGAACUCCCAGGUGCUGUUAGGGAAGUUUUCCUCAACCCUGAGCUGUGCUGUUUUCUGUGGGGUCUGAGCUGAAGGGAGCAGAAAUAUGCAGCUUUGACAACUCCUGUCUCCUCUGGAGCUGAUUGAUUAGCUAAACGGCUGCUUAGCGUCUGCACACAGAACAUCUGCAGGUGCAGCAGCAAUAUGACUAAGAGAAGCCCAUCUCUUCAGCUGGUUAAAAGGAUGCUGAACCAUCACUGCAGAGGGAACCCUGAGCUCCAUGAGGAGCUGCAGAUUCAGGCUGCAGUUGCAGCGGGAGACGUGUGCACGGUCAGGAGGAUGCUGGAGCGGGGGUACUCGCCCAAGAUCCGAGACGCCAACGGGUGGACUCUGCUUCACUUCUCUGCUGCCAAAGGGAAAGAGCGAUGUGUCCGAGUUUUUCUGGAGCAUGGAGCGGACCCCACGGUAAAGGACUUUAUUGGUGGCUUCACAGCACUUCACUAUGCAGCUAUGCAUGGCAGGGCACGUAUUGCCCGACUGAUGCUCGAAUCUGAGUAUCGUGGUGACAUUAUAAAUGCUAAAAGCAAUGACGGCUGGACACCUCUCCACGUGGCAGCCCACUAUGGCCGUGAUUCAUUCGUACGCCUCCUCCUGGAGUUCAGGGCUGAGGUGGACCCACUUAGUGACAAAGGGACCACACCGCUGCAGCUGGCCAUCAUCCGCGAGCGUUCCAGCUGUGUACGGAUCCUGCUGGACCAUAGCGCCAAUAUUGACAUUCAGAACGGCUUCCUGCUGCGCUAUGCUGUCAUCAAAGGGAACCAUUCUUACUGCCGUAUGUUCCUGCAGAGGGGAGCGGACACAAACCUCGGUCGUCUUGAAGAUGGACAGACUCCCCUACAUCUGUCAGCUCUUAGGGAUGAUGUGCUGUGUGCUCAGAUGCUCUACACAUACGGGGCUAAUACCAAUACCAGGAACUACGAAGGCCAGACCCCAGUAGCUGUGUCUGUAAGCAUGUCUGGAAUUAGCCGGCCUUGUCUGGAUUUUCUGCAGGAGGUCACCAGGCAACCUCGAAGUCUCCAAGACCUGUGUCGAAUAAAAAUUCGGCACUGUAUUGGCCUUCAAAGUUUGAAAUUCUUGGAGGAUCUUCCAAUUGCAAAGGUUAUAAAAGACUAUUUAAAACAUAAGUUUGACAGUUUGUGAAGCAGUAACAAACCACGAAACGAACAGACGGUGACAGACUCUCUGUCAGACUAUGCAAGCAAGCAUUAUGAUUCUGCUCUAGAAGAAGGAUCCUCUGCUCUGUUCUGUACAUGCUAAAGAAGAUGUUUUUUCUUUAUCAAUGUUCUAUUAAGCCUUAUUUAAACUUAUUGCAGUUGCUGACAAUUUUUAGUAGACACUUUCUUAGGAGACUGAAACCUAAUUUGACUGCAUAUGGCAUUAUUACCAUAGUAAUCACAUUUAUCUUUUGUUCAUAUGUUAUCCCACUAGUGAAAGUUUUAAAGAAUUUAAGCAUGGGCAUGGGAAUUUGUUUUCUAUUCUUUUUUUACAAAAAUAUGGAAGGUAGCUUUUUUAUUACUUAACGAAGACACAGACAUAAUACACGCAGCCAAAGAGGUCAAAACUACUGACAUAAAAUCAGUUUUAAAAUCUCGCCGUGGUCCAACAGGAGUAAAAAUCCUAAUCUCGUUUAGUCUGUGGAGGAACUGCGAGUCCCUCUAACUCCAGCUCUAAGAUUGUUACAGAAGAGGAGUGAUAAUAAAAGACUAAGGAUAGAUUAAAUAAGCUUAAUAGGCAUCAAAAAAGGCUUGUAAGGCUAUGUAGUCAUUAUUAAUAAAAGGUGUGAUUGAUUCUGACAAUUUUUAUAAAGAAAAAAAUGUAGUAGCUGUUGAAGUAUGUACCAUCUUGUCUUUUCUGGGGGUUUUGUGUGUGUGUGUGUUUUUGUUUCUUAAAUCAACCCCAAUCUCAGUUAAAGGACAGUCAGUCAAAAGUUUCCUCAGAGUGAUCAUUUCGAUUGUUUUUAGUUUUUAGUUGGGGUUAUGUGGAACAGUGAUGAGUAAUUGGUAUUCUACUUGUGGUAGAUGACUUCUUUCAUGGCUAUGGCAUCGAUCGGGAGAAUUAAGUUUGGAUCAUUCCAAAAUUGCUAUGGUGGUUCAAGUGAAGACUGUUUAAUUUAUUUUUGGACUGUCUUACGUUUCUGUUGGAUACUUACUCUAGACACAUACACUUAACAAGUAGCUUUUUUUGUCUGCUUUGCCCUCAGUGUUUGAAAUUGGAAGGCCAUUGUCCACAGUCUGAGGUAAAUAACCAGACUUCUGUAAAAAUAGCAAUCUAAUGCAAAUAUGACAGAAGUUUAAAGGUUUAAACAAUACUGCUUGCAUUAUCUGUGUUAGACUGGACAUGUUUUUAAAAUGACAGAAGUCAUCUUCGCUCUGGAUCCUAUUCUCACUAGAUCACUGUAGCUCUCUAGAACAGUCUGCACAUCCUACUCAGGCAGAAUGAGUAAAAGGAGUUAUUAACUGUAGGUAUGAUACUGUGUAUAGCCUCUGCACAGAACCCCCCAUCAAACAAUUCAAAGUAUGCCUUUUAGAGUUCAAGUAAGUUAAUUUUGAACUGAAACAUUUGUCUGGCGAUGGUUUACUUUCUGGUUCAAAAUAUGUUUUAAACUUAAGACUUCCUACAUUUAAAUAUUUUGGGUGGGGUCAAACCGAAAUCUGGAUAUUAAGUUGAAGAGUUUGCUGUAAAACUGUCUGAACAAGAAUAUGAAGCCCUUAAUAGCUGAUCAUGUGGGUCAAUCUACUUGAUGCAUGUGUCUUAAAACUACUGAGCAGCAGUUUACAAAACACGAGUUACAUUCAAAAGGCUCUGACUUCACUAAGAGAACCCCGUCUGAUAUGUGAGAGGAAAUAUUUAGCUUAAAAAAACCAACAAGUGUAAGUAAAAAAAAAAAAAACUAACAAACUAAUACAGGUGUAUUUGCUGAGACAGAUUUAUUUAACUUAUUAUAAAAUACAAUAAAAAUUAGUUUAAUUUUAAGACAUUGGUGGAAGAGUGUUAUGAAUAUUUAAAAUUAUUUUUAAAUAAUGAAGAUGUUUCUUAAAGUCACAGCUUCUCAAACUAUCGCAGAACUUAUGUUCAUUUCCAUGCCAUGUAUUACAUGAAUUGGAGGUGAGUGCACUGUGGGAUCAUCAUCUUUUACUCGUCUAAAGCGUUCAUAUUUUCAGGACUACUGACACCUUUACAGCUACAGUCAGUGUAGAUAUUUUACAGUCUGUUUAUAUAAGCAAUAAUCUCUGGUGUUCCCAACAUUAAAAUUUUGGAAAGUCUUGUGACUUGUUUGGUGUGAAUUAAGUAUUUUAUGUAAGCAGCUUAAUUUAUAUUUCAUUUGAAAUAUGUUGUCUGUAAUAUACAUUUUUUGCCAGUAAAGUUCUGUGCUUUCUUCAUCCUCCCUUGCAGUAACUUGUUAUUAAGCAGUUUUUAUAUGAACGGCUAAAAUAAAACUUUCUUUUUAAUCUCA